This is a messenger RNA of Haliotis rufescens (red abalone), 2784 nucleotides long. RefSeq lists its product as uncharacterized. Bases 1 to 2784 code for a protein of 927 amino acids. The record is from RefSeq and is a predicted model, not a curated record. The transcript is spliced from 3 exons. NCBI's taxonomy places the organism in Eukaryota, Metazoa, Mollusca, Gastropoda, Lepetellida, Haliotidae.
AUGUCAGUGAUUGGUGUCAUGGAGGAACUCAUAAUAUUGGAUGAAGAUGUCAGUGAUGGUGUUAUGGAGGAAGUCGUUAUACUGGAUGAAGAUAUCAGUGAUUGGUGCCAUGGAGGAACUCAUAAUAUCGAUGAAGAUGACGUCCAAUCUAAAUCUUCCAUACGACAACACGUACAACACGUCCAAUCUACAUCUUCCAUACGACAAUACGACAACACGUCCAAUCUACAUCUUCCAUACGACAACACGUCCAAUCUACAUCUUCCAUACGACAACACGUCCAAUCUACAUCUUCCAUACGACAACACGUCCAACACGUACAACACGUCCAAUCUACAUCAUCCGUACGACAACACGUCCAAUCUACAUCAUCCGUACGACAACACGUCCAAUCUACAUCAUCCGUACGACAACACGUCCAAUCUACAUCUUCCGUACGACAACACGUCCAAUCUACAUCUUCCGUACGACAACACGUCCAAUCUACAUCUUCCAUACGACAACACGUCCAAUCUACAUCUUCCAUACGACAACACGUCCAAUCUACAUCAUCCGUACGACAACACGUCCAAUCUACAUCUUCCGUACGACAACACGUCCAACACGUCCAAUCGACAUCUUCCGUACGACAACACGUCCAAUCUACAUCUUCCAUACGACAACACGUCCAAUCUACAUCUUCCAUACGACAACACGUCCAAUCUACAUCUUCCGUACGACAACACGUCCAAUCGACAUCUUCCGUACGACAACACGUCCAAUCUACAUCUUUCAUACGACAACACGUCCACCACGUCCAAUCGACAUCUUCCAUACGACAACACGUCAAAUCUAUAUCUUCCAUACGACAACACGUCCAAUCUAUAUCUUCCAUACGACAACUCGUCCAAUCUACAUCUUCCAUACGACAACACGUCCAAUCGACAUCUUCCGUACGACAACACGUCCAACAUGUCCAAUCUACAUCUUCCAUACGACAAUACGUACAAUACGUCCAAUCGACAUCUUCCAUACGACAAUACGUACAACACGUCAAAUCUACAUCUUCCAUACGACAAUACGUACAACACAUCCAAUCGACAUCUUCCAUACGACAAUACGUACAACACGUCAAAUCUACAUCUUCCAUACGACAACACGUACAACACGUCCAAUCUACAUCUUCCAUACGACAACACGUCCAAUCUACAUCUUCCAUACGACAACACGUCCAAUCUACAUCAUCCGUACGACAACACGUCCAACACGUCCAAUCUACAUCUUCCAUACGACAACACGUCCAAUCUACAUCUUCCAUACGACAACACGUACAACACGUCCAAUCUACAUCUUCCAUACGACAACACGUCCAAUCUACAUCUUCCAUACGACAACACGUCCAAUCUACAUCUUCCAUACGACAACACGUCAAAUCUACAUCUUCCAUACGACAACACGUACAACACGUCCAAUCUACAUCUUCCAUACGACAACACGUCCAAUCUACAUCUUCCAUACGACAACACGUCCAAUCUACAUCAUCCGUACGACAAUACGUCCAACACGUCAAAUCUACAUCUUCCAUACGACAACACGUCCAACACGUCCAAUCUACAUCUUCCGUACGACAACACGUCCAAUCUACAUCUUCCAUACGACAACACGUCCAAUCUACAUCAUCCGUACGACAACACGUCCAAUCUAUAUCUUUCAUACGACAACACGUCCAAUCUACAUCUUCCAUACGACAACACGUCCAAUCUAUAUCUUCCAUACGACAACACGUCCAAUCUACAUCUUCCAUACGACAACACGUCCAAUCUACAUCUUCCAUACGACAACACGUCCAAUCUAUAUCUUCCAUACGACAACACGUCCAAUCUACAUCUUCCAUACGACAACACGUCCAAUCUUCAUCUUCCAUACGACAACACGUCCAAUCUACAUCUUUCAUACGACAACACGUCCGAUCUAUAUCUUCCAUACGACAACACGUCCAACACGUCCAAUCUACAUCUUCCGUACGACAACACGUCCAAUCUAUAUCUUACAUACGACAACACGUCCAAUCUACAUCUUCCAUACGACAACACGUCCAAUCUUCAUCUUCCAUACGACAACACGUCCAAUCUAUAUCUUUCAUACGACAACACGUCCAAUCUACAUCUUCCAUACGACAACACGUCCAAUCUAUAUCUUCCAUACGACAACACGUCCAAUCUACAUCUUCCAUACGACAACACGUCCAAUCUACAUCUUCCAUACGACAACACGUCCAAUCUACAUCUUCCAUACGACAACACGUCCAAUCUAUAUCUUCCAUACGACAACACGUCCAAUCUACAUCUUCCAUACGACAACACGUCCAAUCUUCAUCUUCCAUACGACAACACGUCCAAUCUACAUCUUUCAUACGACAACACGUCCGAUCUAUAUCUUCCAUACGACAACACGUCCAACACGUCCAAUCUACAUCUUCCGUACGACAACACGUCCAAUCUAUAUCUUACAUACGACAACACGUCCAACACGUCCAAUCUACAUCUUCCGUACGACAACACGUCCAAUCUACAUCUUCCAUACGACAACACGUCCAAUCUUCAUCUUCCAUACGACAACACGUCCAAUCUACAUCUUUCAUACGUCCAAUCUACAUCUUCCAUACGACAACACGUCCAACACGUCCAACACGUCCAAUCUACAUCUUGCGUGCUACGUCAUGUUGGCAUCACUAUGACUGACCGAACCCCACUCCACAUUGUGAAAGAAAGGGUCACUGGACUGGGCACUCGGGACACAUACUGA